UUUCAUUAUUUUCAAUCUCCUAAAUUAUAGUAAUCCUUAGAUUAUAGUAUAAAAAAAUGGCCUUCAUGAAAGAUUACGAUCACUUAAAAAUUGAUAUAAAAGAUAUAGCACUGGCAACCAACAAUUUUGAUCCUACCAAUGUAAUUGGGGUUGGUGGAUUUGGAAAAGUGUACAAAGGGGAACUAUCGCAUUCGGAUGGCCGAAUUGCGGUUGCCUUUAAGAAGUUAGAUCGGAGAAUGGGGCAAGGUAACAUCGAGUUUUGGAAAGAGAUAAUGAUGCUAUCAAACUACAAACAUGAAAAUCUAAUAUCUCUCAUGCACUUUUGCAUCGAGGGUCAUGAGAUGAUCCUUGUGUACGAGUACGCUACUCGUGGUAGCUUGGAUCACCAUCUAAGUAAUGCUAGUCUCACAUGGGCUCAACGUUUAAAAAUAUGUGUUGGGGCUGCACGCGGACUACAGUAUCUGCAUAAUCCAACGAAGACACAUCAAAGAGUAAUUCAUCGAGACAUCAAAAGCGCAAAUAUCCUUCUAGAUGAGAAAUGGACGGCGAAAAUUGCUGAUUUUGGCCUAUCAAAAGCUGGCCCUGCUAACCAGCCACAAACAUAUCUUAUCACCAACGCGGUCGGUACGCCUGGGUACUGUGAUCCACUAUAUUGGGAGUUGGGUUUCCUAUCAAAAGAAUCUGAUGUGUACUCUUUUGGAGUCGUGCUGUUUGAAGUUUUGUGUGGAAGAUUAUGCUUCGAGUAUAGUAAUGGUGCACUUAAGGAGAUUUUAGUGCAUAAAUGGAGAAGCCGUUAUGUUGAGAAUUGUUUAGACGAGAUUAUUUUUCUUGGACUUAAAGAACAAAUGGAUCCGGGUUCUUUGAAUUCGUUUUCAGCCAUUGCCUAUCGAUGUGUGAAAAAAUCUCGUGAAGAGCGACCAAUGAUGACUGAGAUCGUGAAAGAACUCGAAUUUGCACUUGAACAACAAGAAAUUCUUGAAAUCCUAGGAGAAAAAGUAGAUUUUACAGAGUUAAGGCGAGUUGUAAACCUUGCGUUGCCUCUUUUAUCGUAUGUAUCCCAAAGCCAAAUUCUGAAGCUUCUCUUGGAAGGAUUCUUAAUCGACGAUGGUAACACGUGGAUAUCUAUAAAUAUGAAUGGGCAGUUCAUCAAAGUGGUAGCUGCACAAAAAUGCUUCUUCGGGGACAAACUUGUAAGCAGUAAGGAUAUAAAAAAGAUAGCUGGCUCCCGAAGGUGUGGAUUUUCAUAUUACUUAUCGAACGUAUAUAGCAAUCCUUUCAGAGUAGAAGUUGACACUCAAUUUCUAUCCCCAAACGUCACAUACAUCAUUUACAUAGUCUUCGAGCAUAAUGGUGAUUAUGCUUCCCCGUGUUAUGUACCGUUCGAAUACAAACUGGAUGUGGAUACAAAUUAUUCGACAUCAUGCAUUGCCUUAGUCACUGGACAUAGAUGGGUGAUGACUAAGCUAUACCAAUUUACUAGCUAUGUGGGGCAACAAAACUUUAGCAUCGAGUUCUCCCCGCGAGACCAUAUUACCUUUAGCGACGAGUUUGUUUUUGAAGGCAUUGAAUUUCGGCCUUUGGAAUAUGAAACAUAUCAAAAACACACUGACAAAGAAAAGGUUGACAUCGAUUUGGAAUCAAACUGGGAGACUGAUUUUACAGAUUUAAUCAAGUUGUUAAAGGAUAAUAAUGAGGCACAAUGGACAACCAAAGAGGAACUUUACUUUCUUUUUCGCAAAGGUUUCCUCGUCGACGAUGAAAAGUGGUUUUCUAUCAGCAAAAAUAUGAAACAACGUUUUAUGAUACCUGCAAGUUCUUUUUUGGACCGAGAAGAAUGGACAUGCAAUUCUAUACCAGAAUCAGAAUCAAGAUUCAAAGUGGUGACCAAGUCUCUUAUCAGUUAUUCAUUUAGCAUUCAUCUUAAAUCCCCUGCACAAAUGUCUUUACCUCAAACGGCAUAUUCAUGUCACCUCAUUUACAAACUAUCUGAUAGCUACUCUACGCUUGAGGGUCCGAUGGUAAUAGGAAUUACUGAUGACUUUAGAACUCAUGUGGUUCCAUGGUCGCUCUGUUUAAAUACUCGUUGUCAUCCCCCGAUUAUUGGGGGAACCAUGGAUGAUGGUAAAAUAGAACCUUGCAAGACAUUGGAUGCCUGCAAAAGUAAAGGCCAUUCAAAGCAGAGGAAAGAUGGUUGGAUGGAAAUUCAAUUUAACGAAGCUUUAAUGUACGGAAAUUUUAGAUUUUCGGUAGAGGAAGAAAAAUAUAAAAGCAUGAACUUUUUCGGAAUUGUUAUUCAAGGCAUUGAGUUUAGACCUUUGUAAUUUGUAAAUUCUAUAAUAUAUAUUUU
Molecule: messenger RNA, 2347 nt
Organism: Erigeron canadensis
Lineage: Eukaryota; Viridiplantae; Streptophyta; Magnoliopsida; Asterales; Asteraceae
Exons: 7
Coding region: 57-2321 (754 amino acids)
Biological process (GO): protein autophosphorylation
Cellular component (GO): plasma membrane; plasmodesma
Molecular function (GO): ATP binding; transmembrane receptor protein tyrosine kinase activity
Source: RefSeq, a predicted model, not a curated record